Messenger RNA from Bactrocera oleae (olive fruit fly), 1743 nucleotides. RefSeq names its product enoyl-[acyl-carrier-protein] reductase, mitochondrial. Gene Ontology annotation, cellular component: mitochondrion. The record is from RefSeq and is a predicted model, not a curated record. Gene Ontology annotation, biological process: fatty acid metabolic process. Lineage: Eukaryota; Metazoa; Arthropoda; Insecta; Diptera; Tephritidae. Gene Ontology annotation, molecular function: trans-2-enoyl-CoA reductase (NADPH) activity.
AGUGGUUACCAGAUAGGCUUAAAACAAAAAUAUCGGCUUUACCAAAAAGUUUUGCAAUUUUUUUGGUUAAUUUCUCAACUAAAAAUUUUGUUUUCUCAAAAUUAUCUGACAUUUAGAUAUUAUAAUGCAAAGGUAACUGAAAAUUUAAGUGAAAAAAUAAAUGCCAGAUAUAACAGAACAUGUUGCCCAAAAUUAAAUAGAUGACAGUACCCAUUAAUAAAAUUGUACAUAUAUUUAGUGUCUGUUACCUGUAGCAACAUACAACUCUGUAGAGACAAACAGCUGAUAUUGUGAUAACAAGUUGAAAAGAUAAUUUAGAAUUAUAAUCCAAAUAUUUUGUGAUAAGUAAUCAGCAUGUUCAUUAAAACCUUAAUUCAACCCACACGCUACGCGUUUUCAAAUUUAUCGAAAACCUUCCAACUAACACGUAAAAUGAGCGUUCUAGUAAAGUCACUGAAGUAUUCCAAGCAUGGCGAACCGGUUGAGGUAAUGGAAAUUGUAGAGGGCCAACUACAGGAUCCAAAAGAUAAUGAAGUAUUGGUUAAAGUAUUAGCAGCACCUAUUAAUCCGGCUGACAUAAAUACCAUACAAGGUAAAUAUCCGGUAAAACCAAAGUUCCCUGCCGUUGGCGGUAAUGAGUGUGUUGCAGAAAUUAUUGCCAUUGGUAAAAAUGUGUCGAAACUAACCACUGGUCAACAUGUUAUACCUUUUGCCACUGGAUUGGGUACAUGGACCACGCAUGCUAUUUUUGCCGAAGAACAACUAAUGCCUGUUUCAUCAAAAAUUGGUCUUGCUGAAGCAGCCACCCUUACUGUUAAUCCUUGCACAGCAUAUCGUAUGUUAAAAGAUUUUAUAACUUUACAACCAGGUGAUUGUGUUAUACAGAACGGUGCGAAUAGUGCUGUAGGUCAAGCUGUUCAUCAAUUGUGUAAGGCAUGGAAUAUAAAAUCCGUUGGUAUUGUACGUGAUCGCCCAGAUGUAGCGUCUUUAAAAGAAUAUUUAAAAUCCCAAGGUGCUACCGAAGUAUUAACAGAAGAAGAAAUACGUUCUAGUACGCUCUUUAAAGAAAAUCAUUUACCACGGCCACGCUUAGCUUUAAAUUGUGUUGGCGGUAAGAGUGCAACUGAAGUGUCACGUCAUUUGGCUGACAAGGGUGUAAUGGUUACUUAUGGUGGAAUGUCACGAGAACCAGUAAUUGCCGGUACAGCUGCGCUCAUUUUCAAGGAUAUAUCCUAUCGAGGCUUCUGGAUGACACGUUGGACUAAAGAAAACUCUGAAUCACCCGAACGUACACAAAUGUUUACAGAAUUGUGUGAACUGAUCGAACAAGGCAAGUUCGUGGCACCAGUUCAUGAGAUGGUACCGUUGCAAAAAUUUAGGGAUGCCAUGGCAGCCGCUCUGGAUUUCAAAGGAUUCGCUGGAAAGAAGUUUAUAUUAGAUAUGCAAAACUGAUAUACUGUUAUAUAUUUCUUAUAACUAUAUUUGUUAUACAAGGCUUCUAAAGCAUGCUUAAUUUUGUUAAAAAUUCUAACUUGUGAAAAAAAAAUGUUAGCAUUUAAAAUGUUUGUCGUAUGUUUCGAUGCUUAAUGUAAACAUUCUUUGUACAAAAAAUUUUGUUUCGAAACCGAAAUUUCUGCCUUUAGGCCCGUUAGAACAGCUUUUUAUUGUGAUUCGUUACCGGGGAUAACACAUAUGAAGAAAAUAAAUAAACACAAAAUCAAUAUAUAUUAUUUUUUAAUGAAA